Messenger RNA from Cajanus cajan (pigeon pea), 2793 nucleotides. It is a transcript of the gene MAG2, whose product is annotated as RINT-1 / TIP-1 family. The record is from RefSeq and is a predicted model, not a curated record. Gene Ontology annotation, biological process: endoplasmic reticulum to Golgi vesicle-mediated transport; regulation of ER to Golgi vesicle-mediated transport; retrograde vesicle-mediated transport, Golgi to endoplasmic reticulum. Gene Ontology annotation, cellular component: Dsl1/NZR complex. Lineage: Eukaryota; Viridiplantae; Streptophyta; Magnoliopsida; Fabales; Fabaceae.
CCAAUGUAAGAAGUUUGGUAUCAUCCAGAGAUUCAUCGGAAUCCGGCACCGGAGAAAUCAGCGAGAGGCGCACGCGGCGGCGAAGAACAUUCUCGAAUCAUCAUCGGAAUUAGUUUGACGAUGGAGGGGCUGAAAGCGCUACCUCCACCCUCUCACCUCUCACCCUCCGCACUCUCCUUCCUCGACCAAAGCUUCCACACCCAACGCGCCCUCGCCCAGGCUCCCAACUGCGUCUCCGAGCUCCAGACUCAGUGCUCCGAGUUGGAUCGCUCGCUCCACCAGUUGACUCAGCGACUCGGAGCGGGCCUCGCCGCGUACGCCUCCUUUUCCGGCGAAAUACACGGCCUCUUCGGCCACGUCACCGAUAGGCUCACUGCUCUGUCCUCCACCGUCGUGCCAGAUGGAAACCACGGGGAUGGAAAGGGUUUCAGAGAGGAACUUGCGACUUUGGCAAAGGAGGUGGCUAGAUUGGAGACUGUUCGUGUCUAUGCAGAGACAGCAUUGAAACUUGAUACUUUGGUUGGUGAUAUUGAGGAUGCUGUAUCAUUUACCAUGAGCAAAAACAUAAGGAAACAUUCUCCUAGUCAAAAUUCACAAGAAAUGCAUCUGCUUGCUAUUAAAACUCUUAAAACGACAGAAGGAAUAUUAACUUCAAUUACGAAAGCACAUCCUCAGUGGAAGCAUCUUGUAGCAGCAGUUGAUCACAGAGUAGACCGGGCUCUUGCUACUUUGAGGCCCCAGGCAAUUGCUGAUCAUCGGGCACUUCUUACUUCACUUGGAUGGCCCCCACCUCUUUCUGCCUUAACCGCCUCAAAUUCAGAUGCAAGGACUGCAAAUCUAGUCUUGAAUCCUCUACUGAGCAUGCAAGCAGAUCUUAAACUCAGGUACUCAGAAAAUUUUCUUGCUUUGUGCAACCUACAGGAGUUGCAAAGGCAAAGGAAAGCUAGGCAACUUGAGGGCCAUGACAGGGAAGUUGCCCUACGACAACCACUUUGGGUAAUAGAAGAGCUUGUGAAUCCCUUAUCAUUGGCUUCCCAACGACAUUUCUCUAAAUGGGUUGAUAAACCAGAAUUUAUUUUUACUCUUGUAUAUAAAAUCACAAGGGAUUAUGUUGACUCUAUGGAUGAAUUGUUGCAGCCAUUGGUUGAUGAAGCAAAGUUACUUGGCUAUAGUUGUAGAGAAGAAUGGAUCUCAGCAAUGGUAACCUCCUUAAUCACAUACAUGGCAAAAGAAAUUUUCCCUAGUUACAUUAGUCAACUUGACGAGGAGAGUGUUACGGGAAUUCAGUCAUCUGCUAGAAUAUCAUGGCUACAUCUCAUUGACUUGAUGAUAGCUUUUGACAAAAGAAUUAAGUCUUUGGUAGAGCAUUCUGGGAUCUUGAUAUCCUUUGAUGAUGAUUUUAUCUUGCAGAAAAUUUCUUCUCUAUCUGUAUUUUGUGAUCGUCCAGAUUGGCUUGAUCUAUGGGCUGAAAUAGAACUAGGUGAUGCCCUAGAUAAGUUGAAACUAGACAUCCAAGAUGAGAAUAAUUGGAGAAAGAAAGUUGAAGGUGCAGUUAUUUCGUCAUGUACUGAUGAUCACAAGUCUCCUCUGGUUUCUAAUGCCUUUCUUCGCCAUCUAGCAUCUGUUAUUGAUCGUUGUCGAUCAUUGCCUAGUGUAAGUUUGAGGUCAAAAUUUCUCAGAUUAGCAGGUGUUCCUAUCAUAAGAAGGUUUUUUGAUUCCAUACUUAUCCGCUGCCAAGAAGCUGAAGGUUUGACUGCAUUAACUGAUGAUGAUGCUGUAAUUAAAGUUACAAUUUCCAUCAAUGCUGCUCAUUACUUUGAAUCUGUUCUAAAGGAAUGGUCUGAGGAUGUCUUUUUCCUUGAGAUGGGGAUGGAUGAUGAUGAUAAAGCAGAUUUGGAAAGUAAUGCAAAUAGUUAUGGUGAAGGGUUGCCAGAGAGUUCUGGAAGGGUUAUCUUUGAUGAUGAUAUAAAAAAAUUGGAAGAGUUCAGAGCAGAGUGGGUUGAAAAGAUUUCCCUAGUUAUAUUGAGAGGUUUCGAUGUGCAGUCUCGAGAUUAUGUGAAGAACAAGAAGCAAUGGCAAAAGGUUGAAGAAGGAUGGACCGUGUCAAAGGCUCUAAUAGAAGCCCUGGAUUAUCUGCAAAGUAAAAUGUCAGUGGUGGAAGUAAGUUUGAAUGGUAGGGAUUUUGUUGGGGUUUGGAGAAGUUUGGCAGCAGGAAUUGAUCGAUUGAUUUUUAAUGGUAUUCUCAUGAGUAAUGUUAAAUUUCACAGUAGUGGUGUUGAAAGAUUUGGUAGUGACUUGGAUGUUUUAUUUGGGGUAUUUGGGGCAUGGUGUUUGAGACCUGAAGGUUUUUUCCCAAAAGCAAGUGAAGGUCUGAAGUUGCUGAAGAUGGACGAAAAUAGAGUGCAAGAAUGUAUGGCAGGGGGGAAGAGAUGGUUGAAGGAGAAUGGGUUCAGGCAUCUGAGUGUAACUGAAGCAGAAAAGAUUUUGAAGAAUAGGGUGUUCACGAGUUGAAGAUCUUGGCAUACUUUGUAAGCACAUGCACAGCUGAAAUGGCAUAGGGACGUAUGAAGAUUUAGGAUUGUUUCGUGGUGUACAUGACUAUAGACCAGAUGAACUUAUUCAAUUUUGCAAAGUUGUAAUAAAUCUAUUUUUCAUUUAGAAUAUUUCAGGCAUUGGACCACGUACCCCAAAUUUGGGGUACGGUUAAUACUUCAUAUUUCUAGAUGCUAAUUAAACUGUAAAAGUGCUUUGAGUUAAACUAUUCUUCCUAUUCGUAUAAUUUAUCAUUUUUUA